Hyaloscypha bicolor E is the source of this 3102-nucleotide messenger RNA. RefSeq lists its product as uncharacterized. The transcript is spliced from 4 exons. The record is from RefSeq and is a predicted model, not a curated record. Gene Ontology annotation, cellular component: cytoplasm. Gene Ontology annotation, molecular function: ATP binding; ATP-dependent chromatin remodeler activity. NCBI's taxonomy places the organism in Eukaryota, Fungi, Ascomycota, Leotiomycetes, Helotiales, Hyaloscyphaceae. Bases 1 to 3102 code for a protein of 1033 amino acids.
AUGGCCAACGAACAGCUCCCAAAGCAGACAGAGAGCUCUUAUCCUUUUAAGGCUCCUCAGCCAGGCAUACCUCAAUUCGGCCAGCCCACACUCCCGCAAUCGCCACUCAAUCGAGCUCCAGCUAGGGAAUCAUCAAGUGUGUUUAUUCAGCCCAAGUCUCGACCUGAGCAUCACAGGGAUGGCGAGAAGUCCGCAUAUCCCCAUCUGCAAGCCUUUAAAGAUGCCUCCCGCAAAGUAAUCGACCCCUUCGUGCCAAAGGCUCCCGCUUCGUACCAGACAAACUAUGCUGGCCAUAAUUCUGUCCCAGUUCGAGCACCGGGCCCGCAAAUCCCCUCUUAUACCACAACCAAAGCUGCACCUCCUCAAACUUUUGGCUCUAUGGGAGGAACAUAUGGAGGGUUUCAAUCGAUUAAUAGUAGCAACUAUGUCGAUCUUACCAUGAAUAACUACCGCGAAACAUAUGUCCCCCCCGGACCAUACACUUUUGUCGACCCGAAAAAGGCAGAAGAGGAUCUGAAAGCCCUAUUGGAGGGAGUUAUCGAGGACGAAGAUGACAUGCCUAGAACCAGAUUACGGAAGAAGAGAAAGGAUUUGGGAUUCGACAGUCUAAUGGACAAUUUGAAGGGCUUGAGCGUAGAUGAAGAGAAAUUCGACGUCGCUUCUGAGGACGAGGACGAAGACGAAGAUGAUGGCACUGUUGAGGGAGUCAAGGUCAAGCUGCUUCCACAUCAAGUUGAAGGUCUUGAAUGGAUGACAGGCAGAGAACUUGGCACCGGGAAAAAAGGCAAGGUCCCCAAGGGCGGAAUCUUGGCCGACGAUAUGGGGCUUGGAAAGACUCUGCAAUCCAUAUCUCUCAUCCUUACCAACCCCAAACCCACAGAGGAUGCCAUCAUCACAAAGCGAAAGCUUCCCUCCGGCUUGGAGAAAACCACACUGGUGGUUGCCCCUUUGGCUCUUAUUCGACAGUGGGAAUUAGAGAUCAAGGAGAAAGUCGAACCCUCUCAUGCUCUUCGCGUUUGUGUUCACCACGGACCACAACGCACAAAACGCUUCCAAGACUUGAAGAGGUACGAUGUGGUAAUCACCACUUACCAAAUCCUAGUUUCAGAAUUUGGAAAUUCUUCCACAGAGGCAGAUGGACUCAAGGUUGGAUGUUUUGGUCUUCAUUGGUAUCGAGUCAUUCUCGACGAAGCCCACACCAUCAAGAACCGCAAUGCCAAGGCUACGCAAGCUUGUUAUGCUCUGCGGAGUGAGUAUCGGUGGUGCUUGACCGGUACACCGAUGCAGAACAACUUGGAGGAAUUGCAGAGUCUCAUCAAGUUCUUGCGGAUCAAGCCUUACGAUGACUUGAAAGAGUGGAAGGAUCAAAUCGACCGACCUAUGAAGAAUGGCAGAGGUGACGUUGCUAUUAAACGCCUUCGUGCUUUUCUGAAUAUUUGUAUGAAACGCCGAACAAAGGAAAUCUUGAAGAAGGAAGGCGCCUUGAAUCCUGGUGGAAAGCCAUCCGUUCUUGGAGAAGCUAGCACCACAGGCUUCAAAGUCACGGAACGCAAGAUUGAAAAAGUCUUUGCAGAAUUCUCACCGGAGGAGCGCCACUUUUACGAGCGCCUGGAGCAACGUACUGAUGCGAGCAUCGAGCAGAUGAUGAGCGGCAAGGUCAAUUAUGCAAGUGCUUUAGUUCUGCUGUUACGUCUCAGACAAGCUUGCAAUCACCCAAAACUUGUUGCGGGCAAGCUGGCCAAGGAUAGCGAGGUUCUUGCAGGUGACACAAAAGUUACUGUGACUGGGAAGUCGAAGACUGCAAAUGCAGAGAUUGAUGAAAUGGCCGAAAUGUUUGGUGCCUUGGGGGUUGGUGCUAAGAAAUGCGAGGUCUGCCAACUGGAUCUCGUCAAGGACGCUAUUGCACAAGGUGCCAUCCGUUGCUUGGACUGCGAGGCAGAUCUGGCAGAAAUCACAGGGAAUCGCAAGUCCAAGAAAGACAAGAAGAAGCGGAAACACCACCGUGAGAUCAAAUCCGAGUCUCAGACCAUAGUCCGAAAACCGAGAAAUCGAGCUAUCAUUCAAGACAGCGAUGAUGAAGAUGAGGACGCGGAGGGAUCCUGGGUUGUGCCUAAGUAUCAACAAGGCUCUCUCACACUGGGAAAAGCGGGCGGUAUUGAUGACGAAAAUGCGGAAGGUGGCGGGGAGUGGAUUGGCUCCGAUGAUGAUACUUUUCCCUCGCUCGAGAAGCUUCAUUUGCAAGGAUCACAGACGAUGAAGGGAGAAGUGACCAAUCUUGAUUCAGAUGCGGACUCAGACUCAAGCUCAGAUUCAGAGACAGAUUCAGACGAAGAGGUCGAGGACGAAUUUGGCUCUUCCGACGAAGAGGCACAACUCGCCUCUGUAGCAACAUCUACGAAAAUCACCCACUUACUUGCAAUCCUCGGCAAGGAAGCAGCCAAACACAAAUUCAUUGUCUUCUCUCAAUUCACGUCAAUGUUGGAUCUCAUCGAGCCAUUCUUACGACAGAGAGGCUUCAAGUUUACUCGAUACGACGGCAAGAUGAGGAAUGAUCUUCGUGAAGCCAGCCUUGCUAAGUUGCGCAACGACAAGAAUUGCCGAAUUUUGCUUUGCAGUCUCAAAUGCGGAUCUUUGGGUCUUAACCUUACUGCUGCCACUCGAGUUGUCAUCCUUGAACCAUUUUGGAAUCCUUUCGUUGAGGAGCAGGCAAUUGACAGAGUCCAUCGCCUCACUCAGAAGAUCGACGUCGUCGUCUACAAGAUUACUAUCAAGGACUCGGUGGAAGAGAGAAUCCUAGAUCUACAGGAGAAGAAGCGCGAGCUUGCAAACCAGACUAUUGAAGGUGGUAAGGGUGGUGCAGGUAAGCUUGGCAUGAAGGAGAUCUUGCAGCUGUUCAGACGUGAUGCUGAGCAUGCACCACCUCAUCCUUCUGCCGCCCAGUAUGACUUAGGUGCCAAGCCAAGAAUCUUGAAGGAAGUCUCCACGUCGAGCAGUGCGGGUUCGAGUAGAGAGGGGUCGGUGGACAGAAAGGUUAUACCUCCUACAAUUAGACCAGCCAGUGCGGCUGCCAAGGAGAAUGAUGUGUUUGGUAGAAGAUGGUGA